Molecule: messenger RNA, 2018 nt
Organism: Olea europaea var. sylvestris
Lineage: Eukaryota; Viridiplantae; Streptophyta; Magnoliopsida; Lamiales; Oleaceae
Product: protein ANTAGONIST OF LIKE HETEROCHROMATIN PROTEIN 1-like
Exons: 1
Coding region: 225-1727 (500 amino acids)
Source: RefSeq, a predicted model, not a curated record
CACAGUUCACCGCCAUCGGAAACCGCCACUGAAUCUUCCUCCACCGCGUCCACGUUUCACACGCCUCCUUGAACCCCACCGCACCACCCCUGAAAACCGUGUGCAUAUGUAUAUAUAUCAAAAACCCAUUCCCAUUCUUUAUACAUUGACUCAAUUAAAACUCUUCUGUGUUCACAUUCCCCGUUCAGACCUCUUUUACACAAACAUUUUCACACUAUUAUUUAAUGGAAAUUUCUUCUUUCCCAAUUUUCCAAGAAGAUUACUCGUCAAACUUCUAUUCUUUAAUUCAAGAACCAGACCCCAAUAGUAUGUCAAUCACCAAUACUGCUAAUAAGCGCCCAGGAGUUGAAAUGUUUUGUAAUGAAUUCGGGACGGAUUUACUAAGCGAACUUUUGGGACUUGAUAGUCAAAUGGAAGAGCAGAAAGCAAAGAAGAACGUAUCACCCGUACAUUAUACACAUCAAGAUUCCAUUUUGGAGUCGAGAAAUAAGCGAAGGAGUCAAAAGAUGGAUGACAGUGAAAAUUACUUGAAUAUUGUUCAGAAUCAAGAUGCUUUUAUGGGUUCGAAUUCUGGGCAAUCGUCUUAUGCAAAGAGGACUCGUACGGAGAGUUAUGAGGUGAUGACAACGUCAGACGACUCGACCGGUGGUGCAGGCGGCAGCUCACAGCGGAGGCUCUGGGUGAAAACCCGGUCUAAAGCAUGGUGGGAGCAAGUUAACAGUCCGGAUUUUCCGGAAGAGGAGUUUAAGAAGGCUUUUAGGAUGAGCAGAGCAACAUUUAAUAUGAUUUGUGAGGAGCUCGAACCAGCCGUGACGAAAAAGGACACAAUGCUGCGGUUGGCAAUCCCGGUUCGUCAGCGUGUGGCGGUGUGUAUAUGGAGAUUGGCCACGGGUGAGGCUCUUCGUGAAGUUUCAAAGCGUUUUGGGCUGGGAAUUUCUACCUGUCACAAGUUGGUUCUUGAAGGUUGUUCUGCUAUAAGGAGUGUGCUAAUGCCAAAGUUCUUGCAGUGGCCUGAUGGGAAUAGAAUGGAGGAGAUUAAAAGGGAGUUUGAAUUUGUUUCGGGGAUUCCAAAUGUGGGUGGCGCAAUGUACACAACACAUGUUCCUAUCAUUGCUCCAAAGAUUAAUGUGGCGGCUUAUUUUAACAAGAGGCAUACAGAAAGAAAUCAGAAGACUUCUUACUCGAUUACAGUUCAAGGUGUAGUUGAUCCUAGGGGUGUUUUUACGGACAUUUGUAUUGGGUGGCCUGGAUCAAUGACUGAUGAUCAGGUGUUGGAAAAUUCUGCCCUUUUCCAGAGGGCGAGUCGAGGGGUUUUGAAGGAUGUUUGGGUGGUUGGGAGCUCUGGGUAUCCAUUAAUGGAUUGGGUUUUGGUUCCUUAUACUCACCAGAAUCUUACCUGGACACAACAUGCUUUGAAUGAGAAAAUUGAGGAGGUUCAAAGGGUUGCCAAGGAUUCUUUUAUGAGAUUGAAAGCAAGGUGGAGUUGCCUGCAGAAGAGAACAGAGAUGAAACUUCAAGAUCUUCCAGUAGUUCUUGGGGCAUGCUGUGUUUUGCAUAACAUAUGUGAGAUGAGAAAUGAGGAUUUGAAUCCAGAGCUGAAGUUCAAUCUAUUUGAUGAUGAAAUUAUCCCCGUUAACAAUUCGAGGUCGGUUAAUGCUAUGCACACGAGAGAUCAGAUUGCUCAUAAGCUCUUGCACCAUAAUCUUACAGGCAUGAAUGUCAUGUGAUGACAAAGUUCUGACCUUUUUGUACCUUUUUAGCUAUUCAAUUAUUUUGUGGCUUGUUCUAGUCAUGUGAUAGAAUUAUAUGAUAUAGAUAAUUCUUUGAUUUAUUGUAGACAAUCAUUUACCUUUUAAUGAAUAGACAAAUACCUUGUGACUUGUGUUGCAGAUUCCAUUGAGUGGAAAUUCCCAUUUCCUGUUAUUCUAUGGGAUUGUGAUUAUAUAUGGAAAAUUUAUUCUGGAACUACUGUAUGAUUCCGUGUAAAUGGCUUCAAAAUAGGAUUGUUUAUAUGAUUU